This is a messenger RNA of Blepharisma stoltei, 1452 nucleotides long. The record is from the annotation of a GenBank genome assembly. NCBI's taxonomy places the organism in Eukaryota, Ciliophora, Heterotrichea, Heterotrichida, Blepharismidae.
AUGAUGAUGACAGUUAUCGAAGAGGAAGAUUCAGGGUCAUUUGACUCCAACCAAGGUUCCACAAAUCUCAAAGUAGGAACAAGAAACCCAAUUUUCCAAUCUGAGGAUAGUUCCAAUGGUGAUACAGUAGAAGAUCAAGAAAAAUUUACCGGAGAAAGUCUAACACAUCAAGACAGUAUGAAAAACUGGCAUGAGUUCAGGUCUGAAGACUCAAGGCGAGAUUCUAUUAGCAAACCCUCAAAAUCCCAGCAACUUGAGUUUCCAUCACUUGUCAAAGGCCUAGAUCUUGACUUAAGUCAUCAUAAGAUGAUGGACCUACAACAAAAAUCGAGCCUUCCUCGUAAAGACUCAGGAUCUCUUCCAAGAGGAAGUGAAGGAAGCAAAGGAAUGACAAGGAGCGAAAUGAUGCUAGAAAGGGAUUCAUAUGACCGACUAAGCGAUUUUGAGGAUCCAGCUGGCAGAUCUUUUCAUUCAUUAGACGAAAGUCUCACAAGCAAUAUAGGCCAAGGUGGAGCCGCUUCAUCAAACUUCACAAAGAAGCCCUCAAUAGAGGCCAAUGAAACAUUAAAUAAGAUAAUCCAAUCAACAGGCCAAGAAGACCCAGAAAGCAUGCUUUUCACAGUCAUCGAAAGACGUCCAGCUGAUGGAGCUACCAAUAAGCAUGGAUUUUGGCAGAGAAUCGGGCUAAAAGAAAAUAAAGACAAAGACUCUCAAUGGUAUGCUUUAGCACUCGAUGAAUGGAACAAGACUGACGCCCAAAUCAAACAUCUAAAACGAGAAAACGAGACUCAGCUAUAUGAAAUCAAUCAGCUAGAUACAAAUGUAAUGGUAGCUGUCCAAGAAACUAGUGAGCUUGAAGAAAGCUCAUUUCAAAUUAAAAAGAAAAUAAUUGACGAAAAGAUGCAAUUAGAGAUAAAGCUGGAAGCCAAAAAUAGUGAAAUUGACGAGACACUCAGGGUGCAAGAAGAGCUCCUGCAGAGACUGCAGGACUGCAAAGACAGUUAUACCUUAAGAGACGUUGAGGAAGAAGAAAGGGAAGAACGAUGGACUAUGAGAAUUGAAGACUUGCGGUCACAUUUAAUCACAAUUAUGAACGAAAGAAUUGCAGCAGAAAAAGAAUGCAAUGAAAAUCAGGUCUUUUUGGCACAGAUGGAAAAUGAGAGAGACCAGCAAGCUGUGCUGAACGAGCAGAUUGAUAUUUCUCUAGACUUAUUAGGGGAGUCAAUGAAAUUUUUUACACAGUCAGAUAAGCAUUUGAAUUUCACAGCUGAAUUCUGUGAAGUCUUACAAAACUUAAGAGACGCUACUUUUGAAGCAAUUGAAGCUGAAAAAGAGUUUAAAAAGGAUGCACAAACGGACCCCAGAACUAUCAUGCCUUAUUCAAGACAAUCAGAGUUUUUGCCAGGAGCUUCAACUCGACCUGAAAAAACACGACUCCUUAAAUUCAACUAG